AUGAGUCGGGUGGCUGCUCACGCGUCCCGUGCGGUUCGACGUGCCCCGGCAUGGAAAGUCGCCGGUAAACGGCCGAGUGCACUAUCCAUCUGCAACAGCUCAGUGCAAAGCUUGAGACACUAUUCCGGUGGCCGACGUCCUUCCUUUCUUCCGGCGGCACUCCAAACCUCGAUGCAUCUCCGAAACUUCUCAGUCGCCGUUAUCUCGACCGCUGUCGCCUCCGGAGCGUGGUACGCCUACAACGGGGACGCCAAAGUCCAAUCGCUCGCAACCCAUAUUCGUGGAUUCGCCUCAAGUGCAAUCAAUUCCGCCCACGCCGAAGACCCAUCGGACAGCACGCGCCGAGCUUUAUUGGUGAGCAACGAUCAGUUUUAUACGGCGACGCUUUCGGGAGACCAGCCUCUAGCGAAGACGACCGACGACUCGGAUCGACGUGUCCUAAACAUGUUGACCCCAGAACAGGCUACCGAGAAAUUGCGAAAGAACGAAGAAUCAUACCUAGUCAACAGAGGGAAGGGAGUCGUCCGAUAUGAUAUCGUCCAGGUUCCUAGCAACUCCCCAAUCGAGGAUGACCACGCGGAGAUGAUUGUCGAGGUGCCAUCAGACGUGGCAGGAAAUACAAAUGGAGACCCCAACAGCGAUUGGAAUUUCUGGGCAGUCUUUGACGGUCAUUCGGGCUGGACAACAUCUGCCAAACUACGAAAUGUCCUUAUCUCAUACGUCGCACGCGAACUCAAUGCUACCUACAAGGCCGCCGCCGCCGAUCCAUCGGUAUUAGUCCCUACAUCCGAGGCCGUGGAUGCUGCUAUCAAGCUGGGUUUUGUUCGUCUCGAUGACGAUAUUGUCAACGCGAGCGUGGACAAAGUCCUAAAGGCUAAGUCUCGUCGUGUGGCUGCUGAACUUCUCGCGCCCGCCCUCUCGGGAUCAUGCGCUCUUCUUAGCUUCUACGACUCCCAUUCUAAGAACUUGAAGGUUGCAGUUGCAGGUGAUUCGCGCGUGGUCCUCGGCCGUCGUGGUUCCAGUGGGAAGUGGACUGCCACGGCUCUGUCCGAGGACCAGACUGGUGGCACACCCUCCGAGAUCAAGCGUCUGCGUGAAGAGCACCCUGGAGAACCAUAUGUCACUCGUAAUGGUCGUAUCCUAGGUCAACUAGAACCUAGCCGCUCAUUUGGCGAUGCUACCUAUAAGUGGACCAAGGAUAUUCAAGAUAAGAUCAAGCAGCAAUUUUUCGGCCGCACUCCCUCCCCCCCACCUGAAAACUCCCCCCCUAUGUUACCGCUGAGCCUAUUAUCACUACCACCAAGAUCGAUCCUUCGCAAGGCGACUUCAUCGUCAUGGCUACGGACGAUGCUGAGCAACGAGGAGGUUGUUGGCUUGGUCGGUUCAUGGUUGGAACAACAGCAGUCCGGCAACGGUGGCAGCAAGGCUUGGCUGCAAAGCUGGUUCGGAUUUGACCAGAAGAAGCUUCCCGUGGAGGCAACCAACGAUGCCUCUGGCGAGGGCCAGCGCCGUCCUAUCCGCCAGCAGCAAUAUGACAUUUCCGGCGCGGAGAGCCGCUUUGUUGUCGAGGACAAGAACGUAGCCACCCACCUUGUCCGCAAUGCCAUGGGAGGCAAGGACAAGGACAUGGUUUCUGCACUUUUGACCUUACCCAGCCCCUACUCUCGUCGUUACCGUGACGACGUGACCGUCGAGGUCAUUUUCUUUGGCCAAGGCCCUGACUCUCGCACCGUUGAGGUUAACAAGGAGGCCAGCGCCGCAGAAGAAACUCUGAAAUCGAAGCUUUAG
Molecule: messenger RNA, 1788 nt
Organism: Penicillium cosmopolitanum
Lineage: Eukaryota; Fungi; Ascomycota; Eurotiomycetes; Eurotiales; Aspergillaceae
Gene: ptcF
Product: type 2C protein phosphatase ptcF
Exons: 4
Coding region: 1-1788 (595 amino acids)
Biological process (GO): protein dephosphorylation
Molecular function (GO): protein serine/threonine phosphatase activity
Source: RefSeq, a predicted model, not a curated record